AGCUCCUGACGACCACACGUGUCGUCUUCUCACUGGUUCGUUGACCUCUUGGGAAGUGAUCCUUUUUAGGGUUCUUUGUCCUCAAACUCCGUUUGCCCUAAUUCAGUACCCGAAGAGAGAAAUCUCCAACGAACGAACUUUUCUAGGAAUAAAGGACGAACAGAGGAACGAUGUCUCCAGCUGAGUCAUCCCGUGAGGAAAAUGUGUACAUGGCUAAGUUGGCAGAACAGGCGGAGCGGUAUGAGGAGAUGGUGGAGUUCAUGGAGAAUGUAGCAAAGACGGUGGAGACGGAGGAGCUCACAGUGGAGGAAAGGAACCUCCUAUCUGUUGCUUACAAGAAUGUGAUUGGGGCCCGUAGAGCCUCGUGGCGCAUAAUAUCCUCCAUUGAGCAAAAGGAGGAGAGUCGUGGGAAUGAAGAUCACGUGAACAUUAUCAAGGAGUACCGCAGCAAGAUCGAGGCUGAGCUCAGCAAGAUCUGUGAUGGGAUUCUCAAGCUUCUUGAGUCUCACCUCAUACCAUCGUCUACAGCUGCGGAGUCCAAGGUGUUCUAUCUCAAGAUGAAGGGUGAUUACUUUAGGUACCUUGCUGAGUUUAAAACUGGCACUGAGAGGAAAGAGGCAGCUGAGAGCACACUCGUGGCCUACAAAUCUGCUCAGGACAUUGCUCUUGCUGAGCUGACCCCAACUCAUCCAAUAAGGCUGGGUCUGGCACUCAACUUUUCAGUAUUUUAUUAUGAGAUUCUUAACUCACCUGACCGUGCUUGUGCUCUAGCAAAGCAGGCAUUUGAUGAAGCCAUCUCAGAGCUGGACACUUUGGGUGAGGAAUCUUACAAAGAUAGCACAUUGAUCAUGCAGCUUCUCCGAGACAAUUUGACUUUGUGGACUUCUGACAUCACAGAGGAAACUGGAGAUGAGAUCAAGGAUGCCCCAAAAAAAGAGUCUGGAGAGGCACAGUGAUAUUUGUCCAUAUAUUCCAGGCCAUUGAAAUGUGUGAGCAGGUACUGGGAUAUAAAGAUAAGCUGAGCUGCCUGUACUUUUGGUUUUUAAUUUAUAGAAAUGUAGCCCACAUUCUUAUGCUUGGAGAUAAAUUACUCAAAACUGUUGUGAGCAUAUGGAUGGACUAUGAACCUUUCAAACAAACAUGUUUAAUGAUUGAUAUUCAUGCGAAGGUAUUUUUCUACAAUGUUAUUGGUAU
Molecule: messenger RNA, 1194 nt
Organism: Asparagus officinalis (garden asparagus)
Lineage: Eukaryota; Viridiplantae; Streptophyta; Magnoliopsida; Asparagales; Asparagaceae
Product: 14-3-3-like protein
Exons: 6
Coding region: 171-956 (261 amino acids)
Biological process (GO): signal transduction
Cellular component (GO): cytoplasm
Source: RefSeq, a predicted model, not a curated record